AUGGAGGGCUUGAACCUGAAUUCACAGGCUAAAACUCUACGUCUUGGGCAUCGUCGAUCAGCUAGUGAUUCAGCACUUGCUUCACUACUGAAAGCAAUUAACUUUGAGCUCGGUCUUGGUAAAAGUUUCAGUGCUGAAAAGGCUGAUCUGUCUACUACCGGUGUCCAAGAGUGUAGUCAUUUCAAUGCACCUAAGAAAUCUCCACUGCCAUCAGACAAGAACAAAAGCAUAGAAGAUGAUGUGCCCCUUGUUGUCAAUGAUUCAACCAAGUGCGAGUCUAGUACUGCUGCUUACCAUCACAAAUGGGAUCGUAAAAUCGAUCCAGGCAUGAACCCCAAGAAGAUGAGACGCCUGCUUGCUAAUAGAGAGUCCGCCCAGAGAUCCCGGCUUCGGAAGAUAGAGUACAUCGAGGCACUCGAGAGAGAAAUAGAAAAUGAGAAGGCGAAGAUAUCCUUCUUGGCACCACAGGUCACCUACUAUGAGAUUCAGCACAUGAUUAUGAGAGAGGAGAACCAAAAAAUAAGGGAGAUGCUGGAACUUCUGGAGAUUGAGAAAGCUUAUAAAGAUGCUGAAUAUGUGGCGCUGAAGAAAGAGAUGGAGUCACUGAAAAAGAGAUUUAUGUAG
Messenger RNA from Quercus robur (English oak), 624 nucleotides. Its product is annotated as basic leucine zipper 34-like. Gene Ontology annotation, cellular component: nucleus. The record is from RefSeq and is a predicted model, not a curated record. Bases 1 to 624 code for a protein of 207 amino acids. NCBI's taxonomy places the organism in Eukaryota, Viridiplantae, Streptophyta, Magnoliopsida, Fagales, Fagaceae. Gene Ontology annotation, biological process: positive regulation of DNA-templated transcription. Gene Ontology annotation, molecular function: DNA-binding transcription factor activity; DNA binding. The transcript has 4 exons.